Messenger RNA from Besnoitia besnoiti, 960 nucleotides. RefSeq lists its product as uncharacterized. The record is from RefSeq and is a predicted model, not a curated record. The transcript has 6 exons. Bases 1 to 960 code for a protein of 319 amino acids. Lineage: Eukaryota; Apicomplexa; Conoidasida; Eucoccidiorida; Sarcocystidae.
AUGCGCGGCCUCCGGAGUUCGAGGGAACUCAUUCACUCGCGAAAGGGCAACGUUCGUGUCGCGGCGACCGCCUCAAUGGCGACGGCUCACGCUCCCGAGCAGCACGCGAGCUCAGCUCACUGGGUGAAGGAGCCUGUUGCGCGCGAGCGAGGCUUCCGAGAGACCUACUUGUGUCAUUUCUGCGCGAACCCCUUCAGCGCGGUAUCGCUUCCCCUUCACGUUCGUGGCUGCAAGGAGAGGAAAGAACUCCUCCGCGGUAGCCUGCCGCUCGCGGGGCCCCCGGACGUGCCACCGACGCCUGAGUGGCGACGCGAGUACAACGAAUGGGCGCGGGACAUAGCUUUGAACCAAGACCUCCUCACGCCCUGUCAGCUCUGUGGCCAUGGCGUUCUUCCACAGAGACUCUCGACGCACCUCUGGAGAUGCGUACUAAAUUCGGGGUGCUCGCCAGCUGACGCAGGCACUCCGCUCUGCAUCGCCGCUCCCUUCAGCCCAUAUGAGCAGGCGAGCGUCUGCGCGCCCCUCAGGGCGUUGGACGAGGGGGAAGGCCCCCGCGCGUCCGCGGCUCGGGCGAGUCACAGGCCUCCGUUCAAGCUGCCCUCCGUCCUUGAGGCUUGGGCCCGGUCGGACCCCGGCGCCCAGCCACGGCGAGAGACCAGGGGCGCGGAGACAGCCAACCCCACGCGGCGAGGCCGCGCCGCGAAGGGACGCCGCUCCGAGAGAGAGACAGUUCCUGCACGACCAAAAGCUUGCGGCGUGCCUCCGUGUUUGCGCUUUCGCUUCGCCGCGCCUCCCGCAGAGAAGCCGCGGAAAGGCGCCAGAGACGCGGACUCGCUGCUUUUCUGGCAAAGAAAAGAAGCUUCAGCGUACCUGAAGUGGUUUGCGAACGCCACGGACAAGAAUUUCCACGUCCGAGACCGCGCACAACACGGCGCGCAACCCGAUCGGGAAGAAAACUAA